Salvelinus fontinalis (brook trout) is the source of this 987-nucleotide messenger RNA. RefSeq lists its product as uncharacterized. The transcript has 4 exons. Lineage: Eukaryota; Metazoa; Chordata; Actinopteri; Salmoniformes; Salmonidae. Bases 141 to 914 code for a protein of 257 amino acids. The record is from RefSeq and is a predicted model, not a curated record. Gene Ontology annotation, molecular function: N-methyltransferase activity. Gene Ontology annotation, cellular component: cytosol.
UUCAGCCGGUUUUCCAUAAGGGUGUAGUCACAGGAGUCUUCUUGGAUAUCACGCAUCACAUCGGAUCCACCUGCACCUCUCCCAUCACCAUCCUGAGUCACACACCUGAACAGCCACCACACCAUCACCAGCAGACCACCAUGGGAGAGAGCCACCAGGCCAAGUUUGACCCAAAGACCUACUUCAACUACUGCUACCAGUUUGCUGCUGUCCCGGGCCAGAAAGACAACAGCCGCUUCGUCUGUUUCGUCCUCAGUCAGCUCAGCAAGACCUUCUCAACAGGGAAGUACAGGGGCCAGAGGCUGAUAGAGGUGGGUACAGGGCCAACCAUCCACACGUUGAUCAGUGCCUGUGAGUACUAUGAUGAGAUUGUGGUGUCGGACUACGUGGACAGCAACAGGAAGGAGAUUGAGAGGUGGCUGAAAGCAGAGGAGGGAUGUUUCGACUGGAACGCUCACCUACAGUAUGUCUGUGAUCUGGAGAAGAAAAGAACCCCAGCGAUCAUCACAGACAUUCUCCGUCAGAGAGUUAAACAGGUUCUAAAGUGCAACAUCUGCCUGGAGAACCCGUUCCACCCUGUCACGGUUCCACCGGCGGACUGCGUCAUAUCCUCGCUGUGCCUGGAAGCGGCGUGUAAGGACCGCGAGUCCUACCGCCGCUCACUGUCCUCCAUGGUGGACCUGCUGAGGUCUGGAGGGGUCCUGGUCCUGAUCGGGGACCUGGAUGAGACCUUCUACACGGUGGGAGAGCAGAGGUUUGACUGUGUCAACCUGAGCGAGGAGUUCAUCACUGAGACGCUGUCGAAGCUGGGGCUGUCUGUGGAGGAGUUCACGCUGCAGCAGGCUGAGGACCGGGACAGCAACCACAAGUGUGACUACGCGGCCUCCUACCAUCUCAUCGCCAUCAAACACUGAUCAGUCAUUAACCAACGGAUUAAUCAUUCAUAUUAUAAUAAAUACAACUCAGAAUGUUUGUUUUGUAACAUUA